AAUAUAUCACUCCGCAGGCUCAGUGAGACUUUUUUCAUAACAUGUAUUACGCGGUCUGACACAAAAUGCGACAAUUUACAUGUUUUUUAUUUAUACAUAUGUAUAAGAUUAUUUUUUAAUGCAUGGUUUAUUCCUGUUCGACCGUUAUUUGUUUUAACACGUCUUACUUCAUGUUUAAUUGGACCUAUUUCCGCGACAAACGUUGACAGGCAGUGCUUAGGUCUAUCCUAAACAUGGCCACCAUGAUGGAGUAAAGCUUCAACUUUAAAUUUCACAUUUUUAGAAGAAAACUUAUACAUUUUCACAGGAAUGUUUCAACGGAAGAAAUUAUAUCAGUCAUCUUAUCCAUAUGAAAUCAUUGGAGAAAGUUUCUUGUUGGAUUUAAUAAUAGUUUAAGUUGUCUGGAAGCUGGAAACGAAAAAAAUAAUAAUUGCAUCAAUACCGUAAGCGUUUUAAUUUCUCACGAUAGUUUUAAAGCUUUUACAAACCUUUUGUGGGAUUUUUUAAGUUGUGGAUCUAUCUUAAUUGCAACAAUUUCGCUGUGAAGAAUUGAAGAAACGAUUGGGAAAUAUUUUAUAAUUUGUAUGCGUUUUCUGGCAGAAAGUAAAUAUUGGUGGUCGAAGGGAGAGUAGUAAUGUUCAAUGAUUGACGUACUUUUAAGAAGCCAAUAAACUGAAGAAUACAUAAAGGGAUAUAACAGUUUGUGUGAUUUUGAGGCGCCGAAAGUGCACUGGUCACUUCCCCCAUAUUUUUGAAUUGGUGGAUGAACGAGUCAGCGACACCCCUUACCCCACUUAUACUAAUCGAAAGUAUGACAUUUCUCAUAUGGCUUUAAAGGUCAUGAAGGAAAUACAUCUGAACUUCUAGGUUCUAAAAGAAUGUCAUCAGAGGACAAGAGUCUGGAUCCCUCUGACCACGGCCCUUCUAUUCCCCUGAGCAGUACUGGGGGGCGCACCCCCUCCCCUGCCCCCACAGACCGGCGCCCCCGCGGCCGGCCUCGUAAGGAUGCAGGCUCUGGAUUAUCCACACCCAGAAAGAAGGGACGUAGCAGAGGCCGAGCCCAGGUUGAGGAUGAGGACAGCAUGGAUGGGAUGGAGACCGCCGAAGCAGAGAACAUGCAGGAUAUGGAAGUUAAGGAGCUGGUUCUGGAUGUCGAGGAGGAGAUCAUGGUGCCUAGCCCCAGGGACGACAGACCCCUCUCCCCACUCUUCCAGCGCUCCGUGUCGGAGGACUCUGCAGGAUCCUCCGCCUCGACCCUGGAGCACGCCAAAGCCCGUGAAAAGCUGUGUGCCUUCUGCUACUGUGGCGAGAGGAGUUUCCUGGGCCAGGGCGACCUGAUGGUGUUUGGCCCCACGCCGGGCUAUGUGCCGCUGCACAUCCGCAACCGACGAGGCAGCUCGGAGAAGGACGAUGACUAUCACGAAGAUGACUUCCAAGAUGACCACCAAGACACCAAGAGUCCAGGGCAGCGGCUCAAGGUCAGCUCUCCGGACAGUGGUCUCCACUCCUCCUCGGCACCCGGCAGCACGGACCCCUUCAGUGAGGAACUGGCCCCUAAGUUCUGGGACGAGCUGGGUCAGAUCGGCCUCCCCGACGACAUCAAUGUCCAGUCCCUGUUUGACCCCACAGGCCAGUGCUGUGCCCAUCUGCACUGUGCCGCCUGGUCCGAGGGGGUGUGUCGCGGCGAGGCCCAGGAUUCACUGCUCUACGUGGACAAAGCCAUAGACUCAGGGAGCACAGAGUGCUGUGCAUACUGUAAGCGCCUUGGAGCAUCUAUCAAGUGCUGUGAGGAAGGCUGCUGCCGCUCCUACCAUUUCCCCUGCGCCGCUGCCGCUGGAACUUUCCAGGACCUGCGCCGACACACUCUCCUAUGCCCAGACCACCUCCAGCUGGCCUCACAAAGAUUUAAAGAGGAGGUGAAGUGCUUGUUGUGUGGCAGUGCUGGGGACCUGCAGGAUCUGCUCUUCUGCAGCUCGUGUGGGCAGCACUACCACGGGGCGUGUCUGGACGUGAGUGUCACCCCCCUGAAGAGGGCCGGGUGGCAGUGCCCCGAGUGCAAAGUCUGUCUGACCUGCAGGAACCCGGGGGAGGACAGUAAGAUGCUGGUCUGUGACAUGUGCGAUAAAGGCUAUCACACCUUUUGUCUCCAGCCUACCAUGAAAUCCAUCCCCACCAACGGCUGGCGGUGCAAGAACUGUCGGGUGUGUUCUUUGUGUGGGGUCAGGCAGGCGGGCCAGUGGGCCCACAAUAUCACACUGUGCGAGGGUUGCCACGGGCAACCAGAGGAGCCCGCCCCCGCCCUGCCAUGCACACUGUGUGUGAGGGACCAGGGCUGCGGGGAUGCCCCUAAGGACCACCUCCUCACCUGCCACACGUGCAAGAGGUGGCUUCAUGGUGAGUGUGAGAUGCAGGCAGGGGGCAACUUGGACCUCCACCCACAGGCCGACUACAUCUGCACCGUCUGUAAGCAGGUGGAGAGCGACAUGGUGGAAACCCCGGCCAGCCCCAUCCAGGAAUCCACAGAACCAGAACCAGAACCCACUAUGGAUGUCUUUAUGGCUGUGGUGGAGGAGGAGGUGUCCCUGGAGGAGGAGGCGCGUCCAGGCCCUCGGCUGGAGGAGGAGGAGGAGGCGCGUCCAGGCCCUCGGCUGGAGGAGGAGGCGCGUCCAGGCCCUCGGCUGGAGGAGGAGGAGGAGGCGCGUCCAGGCCCUCGGCUGGAGGAGGAGGAGGAGGCGCGUCCAGGCCCUCGGCUGGAGGAGGAGGAGGAGGCGCGUCCAGGCCCUCGGCUGGAGGAGGAGGAGGAGGCGCGUCCAGGCCCUCGGCUGGAGGAGGAGGAGGAGGCGCGUCCAGGCCCUCGGCUGGAGGAGGAGGAGGAGGAGGAGGAGGAGGAGGCGCGUCCAGGCCCUCUGCUGGAGGAGGAGGAGGGGGAGGCGCGUCCAGGCCCUCGGCUGGAGAAGGAGGAGGAGGAGGCGCGUCCAGGCCCUCGGCUGGAGGAGGAGGAGGAGGAGGCGCGUCCAGGCCCUCGGCUGGAGGAGGAGCGUCCAGGCCCUCGGCUGGAGAAGGAGGAGGCGCGUCCAGGCCCUCGGCUGGAGGAGGAGGCGCGUCCAGGCCCUCGGCUGGAGGAGGAGGAGGAGGAGGCGCGUCCAGGCCCUCGGCUGGAGGAGGAGGAGGAGGCGCGUCCAGGCCCUCGGCUGGAGAAGGAGGAGGAGGAGGCGCGUCCAGGCCCUCGGCUGGAGGAGGAGGAGGAGGAGGCGCGUCCAGGCCCUCGGCUGGAGGAGGCGCGUCCAGGCCCUCGGCUGGAGGAGGAGGCGCGUCCAGGCCCUCGGCUGGAGGAGGAGGCGCGUCCAGGCCCUCGGCUGGAGGAGGAGGAGGCGCGUCCAGGCCCUCGGCUGGAGGAGGAGGAGGCGCGUCCAGGCCCUCGGCUGGAGGAGGAGGAGGCGCGUCCAGGCCCUCGGCUGGAGGAGGAGGAGGCGCGUCCAGGCCCUCGGCUGGAGGAGGAGGAGGAGGCGCGUCCAGGCCCUCGGCUGGAGGAGGAGGAGGAGGCGCGUCCAGGCCCUCGGCUGGAGGAGGAGGAUGAGGAGGCGCGUCCAGGCCCUCGGCUGGAGGAGGAGGAGGAGGCGCGUCCAGGCCCUCGGCUGGAGGAGGAGGAGGAGGAGGCGCGUCCAGGCCCUCGGCUGGAGGAGGAGGAGGAGGCGCGUCCAGGCCCUCGGCUGGAGGAGGAGGAGGAGGCGCGUCCAGGCAAUCGGCUGGAGGGGGAGGAGGCGCGUCCAGGCCCUCUAAAGGAGCCUAAAGUGUCUCCAUCAGGUGUUGAACUGGCGCAGGAGAUUCAGGUGACCGUUACCCUGACGGAGGGCCGGGAGUCUCCCCAGAGGUCUGGAACUCUAGCGGACGUGUCACCGCUCGCCUCCCAGAGUCCCGCCUCACCCGUGGACGAUUUCCAACAGGAACUGGAAAUAUCAGACUCUUUACAAACGGAAAAAGCUUUUGGAGGAGACUACUGA
Oncorhynchus kisutch (coho salmon) is the source of this 4001-nucleotide messenger RNA. RefSeq names its product histone-lysine N-methyltransferase 2C. Gene Ontology annotation, cellular component: MLL3/4 complex. Bases 879 to 4001 code for a protein of 1040 amino acids. The record is from RefSeq and is a predicted model, not a curated record. Gene Ontology annotation, biological process: positive regulation of transcription by RNA polymerase II. Gene Ontology annotation, molecular function: transcription coactivator activity; histone H3K4 methyltransferase activity. Lineage: Eukaryota; Metazoa; Chordata; Actinopteri; Salmoniformes; Salmonidae. The transcript has 14 exons.